Molecule: messenger RNA, 1053 nt
Organism: Phaethon lepturus (White-tailed tropicbird)
Lineage: Eukaryota; Metazoa; Chordata; Aves; Phaethontiformes; Phaethontidae
Gene: NMI
Product: N-myc (and STAT) interactor
Exons: 9
Coding region: 1-1053 (350 amino acids)
Cellular component (GO): cytoplasm
Source: RefSeq, a predicted model, not a curated record
AUGGAAAGACUUAAAGAAGAACUGGAGAAAUGGAAGGAAAGAGUUGAAAAACUUGAGAAAGCAAAAGCUGACCUUCUUCUCUGUAAAUUAAGUGCUGAUGGAGAGUAUGUUAAAGCAGAGGAGGAGCUGAUAAAGCUAAAGGACUUUCAAGAGAAACAACAUAAGGACAUUAUUAUAAGUUUCCAUAGAGAACUCUAUGUACUAAACCAAGAAAACGCUGAGCUGAAGAGAGAGGUUGAAAAGCUCAAAGAAGACCUUGCAAAAUGUAGUUCGGUGCUUUCACAGGAUGGUCAGAUUAAAAAAAAGGUAGCAGAAAUGAAAAUGAAGUUCACUCGCAUGGAAGACAUGAAGGAUGAUUAUCCAGAUAUGAAUACUCACUGUGUUUUUCAUGUAACUACAAAAAUCCCAUUCAGACUGAAUCAAAAUGAGGCACUGCUUACUUUUGAAGACGAAGAAGUUGCCCAGAGACUGAUAAAAAUGGGUAACCAUACUGUGAACCUGGACAACAAAAUAGCAGAUGUGAGAGUGAAGCCUUUUACACUUGAAAUGGGAAUCACAUUUGAGCUCCAUAUCACUAUUUCUGGAAAGAAGAUCAACAUUUCAGAAGUCCCUGAGCUAUCCAUUCCUGAAGACUGGAUGAGAGACAAAUUAGAGCUGAAUUUCUACAAAACUGAACAGGGAGGAGGAGGAGAAGUAGAAAAUGUGAAAUAUGACAAGCAGUCUAGAACAGCUGUUAUUACGUUCCUCAGACCUGGAGCAGCUAACAGCUUUGUGAGAUGUACUAAAUAUCCUUUCUUUGUAAAUGGAAGGUGCUAUAGGCUUUCUGUGUCUCCAAACACCGCCGUACACUUGGAAAAAUUUCAGCUCUAUUGUGGGAUUUCUAAGAAGACCAUUCUGCUGAAAGGAAUUCAAGAGACAGAAGAUGAUGAGGAAAGUGUACAGGACAUGAUUGAAAUUCAUUUUCAAAAGCCUAGUAAUAGGGGUGGGGAAAUAGAGAAAAUCAAGUAUGUUUCAAAAGGAGUAACAUGGGUUUGUUUUGAGGAGGAUAUUUAG